Molecule: messenger RNA, 1322 nt
Organism: Boeremia exigua
Lineage: Eukaryota; Fungi; Ascomycota; Dothideomycetes; Pleosporales; Didymellaceae
Exons: 2
Coding region: 335-1102 (255 amino acids)
Source: RefSeq, a predicted model, not a curated record
CUUGAAUGUCCUGUGGCGAUCGGUCCUUCUUAUUCCUGCCAUACCUACGCCAAACUUUUAUGACUGCUCGUUAUAGUGAUCAUUGCGUCUGUCUUCUGCCACUCUUUCUUCUCUUGUGGUUUGCAUCAUUGUUCACUCUUCAUCCGGUUUCUUCCUUCACUCUUUUGCCACUGUGUGUUCUUGCUGGCUUCACUGCCCAUAUACCUUCUUUUGCUCACAAGCUUCGAUAUACCCACUCUCAUUCCACAAAUCCACGUUGAAUCCACUCGUUCUCCCUCUCCACGGACUACAGUAGUCCCCAAUCACUCCAAUAUCUGAAUAGCCGAGUGGAGCCAUGGCCUUCAAGGACAUUGUCUCGAGGUUCCGACGUUCUCUCCUAUGCUGCAACAAGCGCGAGCGGAAAUCCUCACUGGACAUCGGCUCUCCAACCAAUGUCCGUGUUGUCGACGUUUCUGAUGCUCUCCCUGGUCUCACCGAUGCCCAACGGAAGUACAUUCGCGAAAAGGCUUCUAGCGAUGCUAUUCACCUACUGGGUCUACAAGCCCAUCCACCAUCACACCCUUCUUCUCAACCACCGACAACGCCACCAUCACCUGAACACUCACUGAGACAUGAGCCCAACUCUGCAAUGUCGUCUCGGGAGCCUUCCAUGGCUCUCUUGAACGCUGCGUCCAAGGACCUGCCUAGCGCAGUGCCAACACCUCCUCGUCAGACCCACGCACCUGCGUCCCCACCGAGUGCAAGGAUGAAGAGCAUGUGGGCUGGUACGAAGAGACUUAGCACCUCAUCAAGUUGCCGAGACAGUUUGUACUCGAAGAUUGGGGAUGGCGAGAAGCAUCAAGACUCAUCAUUCAUGACACUGAAUCCCGACUUCGAGUCCGAAAGCCUUGAUACAAAGAAACGUACCGACAGCCCCAGAACGCUGAGUCUGGCGUCCGGGUUCGAAGCGCAGGAUACUGUUGGUGGACACACUAAUGCCAACACACCGCCUAUGAAGAACGAGAAGGUCAAUACUGCGAUCAAGGAAACUGAGGUUAUGGACAGUAGUGACGAAGAGGACCCGUUUGUUGCUGCGGAGGGCACGUUGUUGAAGAAGAUCUGAGCUGGACCAGAUGAGCCUCGUUGACCGAUGGGAUAGCUACGGCCCCUUUGUACUUGUACGAUGUUAUGGCACUAAAUGGACAUUGGGCAACGGACGGGCAAAGACUGGUUACUGGCCCUACAAUAUGGGUAUAAUAGUCAAUAAUGACACGCCACAUCACCCAGAAUAAAUAUCAAAUCAACAGCAGCUUUCAUGCAUUUACCUCUCUUUAUUUUUGGAA